Messenger RNA from Paramecium pentaurelia, 213 nucleotides. The record is from the annotation of a GenBank genome assembly. Lineage: Eukaryota; Ciliophora; Oligohymenophorea; Peniculida; Parameciidae.
AUGGAUAUUUUUAAGGAUUUAUUUGCCACAUAAGGCUUUCAAUUAUGUGUGAAAGCUGUUUAAGAUGUUUAACCAACAGGAGAUUAGGAAGCUUUAUUCAAAUAAUGUCAAUAAAAUUAUGCAAAUGCAUAUAAAGUAGUAGGAUAAGAGUUUCUUAGAUUUUUCAAUAAUCAACCAUCCAAAGAUAGAUAUGGUCCUCCAGAAGAAAUUUGA